AUGCGGGGGCGCGUGGCCCUGGUGUUGCUGCUGGCGGCCAGGGCCUGUGCCCAGAACGCCUCCGAGGCGUGCCUGCAGGCGAUUGAGGCGCAGGAAUGGGUGUUGGAGCAGUAUACUAGCACCGACCCGCAGAUGGCUGAGCUGCUUUUGGAGGGCAUGGAGUCUAUCGCCCCCCGCCCCUUCCAGGACGUGGGCUCCUGGUUCGACAAGCAGACCUCUUGGUCCAACUACAACUUCCAGGCCCUGCUCUCCUCCGCGCCCUGGGGCGGCGCAGACUACGGGGAGGUCCAGUACGUGGCCUCCCAGAUCAACGCCGCCUGGGCCAACGUCACUGCAGAGGAUGCCACCGUGGAGAACGUGUAUGGAGCCUGGAGCGAGGCCAUGGUGGCGCAGGGCGACCGGCUGGCAGCGCUGGCGCGGGACCCUGCCACCGCCUGGCUUCCCUCCUACCGUGCGGGGGCUCUGUUUCGAGCCAUGAACUUCUAUGUCAUGUCCUUCUGGCCGUACCCGGCAGCACUGGGGGUGGAGGAGCAGCUGGGGAAGGGGCAGGAGGCGUUUGAGGAGUAUCUGGGGCUGGCGGGGCUGGACUCGACAGCGUUUGAGGUCCCUUUCAACACCGGCACAGUCACCACCUCCCUGUCAGCUGAGUUCAUCACACCCGACCCCUCCAGGGCGCUGCCCGUCAUCGUCUUCAUCCUGGGAACAGACACGCCCAAGGAGGCAAUGUACAGCUGGUACGGCCCGCCCCUGGUGCAGCAGAACUACAGCCUGCUCAUCUUCGACGGCCCCGGCCAGGGCAGUACCCCCUACAAGCCAGAGCACAUGCCGUUCUACGCCAAGGCAAGGCUCAAGCUCUCCAGCCCGCCAUGCUGCGCAUCGCCGGGAAUGAUUCAUUGGUUGGCCUUCCGCCGCGCAGCGCCCGCCCGCCUGCCAUCGGAGGAGUACACCCGGAAGGUGGUGGACACAGCGCUUGCCAACCCAGACGUGGGCCCCAAGAUGGAUGCUGGCCGCAUGGCGCUGCUGGGGUACUCCUUUGGCGGCUUCCUGGGCGGCAGGGCCUGCUCCAUGAUGGGUGACGUGUUCAAGGCGUGCGUGCUGACCCCCCCAGUGGCCUCCAUGGCCGCCAAUUACGAGAAGAUUCUUGGCAGGGAGCUGUACGCGCCCUUCCAAUACGUGCUCAAGGCCAACGCCUCGCUGGUGCCCGACCAGAUCCAGCCGCUGCUGGAGGAUCCCAUCGCCAGGAUCCUGCGCCCGCUGGUGCUGGAGUGCCCGCCCGACUCCCCCGCCCCGGACCUCUUCAACAUUCCCCUGGAGAUGGCGCAAUCCCCGCUGGACCCAGAGCUCGUGUACUCAGCGGUGGGCUACGCGGGCCAGACGUCUGCAGACCCCGCAGACGUAGUGGACGCGCAGUGGGCCGCCUACCGCAACACCUUCACCAACUUUUCCAACCCUCUAUGUUGCAAGCUAGUUCUUGCUUUACCAGACUUUAAACCCACACAAGCACAAGCAAACGCAACCAGCGUGCCGGUGUGGGGGGUGCAGGGCACAGAGGACGACCUGAUUGGGGGGCUGGAGAAGGUGUACUGGGACCAGCUGCCCGAGGCCACCAAGGCCAAGAGCCGCUUCGUGUCGUACGCCCCAGACACAGGCGCCGCGCUGCACUGCCAAAACGGCGCGCUCACCAUCUUCUUUGCCGACCUGCUCCCCUGGCUGGCGCCGCUGCUGAAGCCUGCGCCGGCGCCGGCGCCGGCCGGCGAGGCGGCGCCAGGUCCCAGCCCCUGA
This is a messenger RNA of Chlorella variabilis, 1782 nucleotides long. RefSeq lists its product as hypothetical. The transcript is spliced from 16 exons. Lineage: Eukaryota; Viridiplantae; Chlorophyta; Trebouxiophyceae; Chlorellales; Chlorellaceae. Bases 1 to 1782 code for a protein of 593 amino acids. The record is from RefSeq and is a predicted model, not a curated record.